Molecule: messenger RNA, 1520 nt
Organism: Eublepharis macularius
Lineage: Eukaryota; Metazoa; Chordata; Lepidosauria; Squamata; Eublepharidae
Gene: CD40
Product: CD40 molecule
Exons: 9
Coding region: 6-842 (278 amino acids)
Biological process (GO): defense response to virus; positive regulation of interleukin-12 production; positive regulation of transcription by RNA polymerase II
Cellular component (GO): CD40 receptor complex; external side of plasma membrane
Molecular function (GO): protein binding; antigen binding; signaling receptor activity
Source: RefSeq, a predicted model, not a curated record
GCGACAUGAGGGCGGCCGGGCGGCAGGCGGCGUGGGCGGCGGGCGGCGGCCUCCUCCUGGCCCUGGCGUGCUUGGCCCUCGACCCGGAGCAGAAGUGCAACAGGACGCAGUACGAGGCCCAUGGGAAGUGCUGCAGCAGGUGCCCACCAGGCCAGAGAGUGAGUGUGCCGUGCUCCAAUGACUCCGACACUGCCUGUGCCAGUUGUCGACCCCAACACUUCCAGAAUGGCUGGACCAAGCAGACAGUCUGCACCCCACACCGCUACUGUGACCAAAAUGCCGGUUUGGUUGUGCAUAUCCAAGGGAGUGCUGAGCAGAACGUGGUGUGCCGGUGCCGGAACGGCACUCACUGUUCCAGCCGCGAGUGUCAGAGCUGUCGGGAGAACAAGGUCUGCCAAGAGGGCGAAGGGGCACAGCAGACAGCCACUGACACGACGGACACCGUCUGUGCUGAGUGUCCCGUGGGCUUCUUCUCAAACAUUUCCUCUGCCACGGCAUCGUGCCAGCCGUGGAGCAGCUGCUGGGCCGCCGGGCUGGUCCACAAGACCGACGGGACACGCUCCACAGAUGUCGUUUGCGAAGAGGCCCACAGGAGCCGCUCGCUGGCCCUGGCGCUGGUCCCUCUGGCCGCUGUGAUCGUUGUGCUGGGGGGCCUUGGGCUUCUCCUCUGGCGUAGACGUCUGCACCGCAGGGAGCUUCAAAAGCAGCAAAAGAAUCAGCCAGCUGAGGACGACUUUGAGGAGGACAAGGGCUGCCCUGCCUUGCCUGUCCAGGAGACGCUGCCCAUGACCCAGGAGGCAGAGGGCAAGGACAGCCGCUUAGCUGAACAGGAGCACGCCUGAGUGGCGGGGGCUGCAGAGCGGAACGGGUGUGCCCAAGAGGACCUUCCUGGUGGCCUUGCUCUCCCCCCCUUGCUGGAACUGUCCCAUGCCCUUGGCUUCCUCCGGAGGGUUCUGGGGUGCUUCUGGCCCGCCUGCCUGCACAGCACCCCAAAGGAAAAGAGCCCCCCCCUGUGCAGAGCUGCCUGGUGCGUUUCGGCCCUGGAGAGGAGGGGCCUGCCGGAGGAAGCAAAGCCGCCUUUCGCCGUCGGGGUUGUGCCUCCUGCCUGGGAGUGGUUCCUGCCCACCCGCUCCAGGAGCCACAGCGUGCCCGAGGGAGCGCUCUGAGCCCUGCUGGAGGCAGGAUGAGACUGGGUGCUCCCCUCUCCGAGUGGCUUCAGGACCCGCUUCCACGGCAGGCAUUCAUUGCACCCCACCCUUCUUCUUCCUGCCUUGCCAGCCAGCUGUGGGCCUGGACCGUGUCUGGCCCAGAUCCUGUCAGUGGGCUGAGAAGGGCACUUGGCCCCAGCAGGGAAGGAGGUGGGCAGCCGGAGUGUUGAUCCAUUCCAGCCACAGGUGCCUCGGCGGAGGCUUUCAGCAUUCGAGAGACCGGAAUGCCGUGGCCUGCACCCUUCGAUUCGGGGUGUUACUGUAAAUGAGACACUGCUUUUUAUAUUUUUAUAUAAAUUCUGUUCGGCAAUA